AUGUCGGUAAUAACCUUACAGUUUGGACAGUGUGGCAAUCAAAUUGGUCACCACCUGUUUUCAGUUCUGUCACAAGAUGUUUUGAAUACGAAUUCAUGCUAUUCUAACGAAAGUAAAGAGAGGUGGUUUAGGAAUAAACCUGACGAAGAUAAAUAUGUAGCCAGAGCUGUAUUAGUGGAUACGGAACAAAAAGUGUUAACUGAGGUAAGAAAGAAGAAUUGUGAUAUAGGUGCAUUAUGGAAAUAUGAUGAGACAAAUAUUAUAUCGCAUAAUGGUGGAGGUGCUGGAAACAACUGGGCUUAUGGUCAUGGAAGGAAAGGGCCACAAUUUGAAGAGAUGUUUAUGGAAGGUGUACGAAAGGAAGUUGAGAAGUGUGAUAGGUUGCUUGCUACAUUAAGCCUUCUCAGCUCUGCUGGUGGAACAGGUUCAGGAGUGGGGAGUUACCUCAUGGAAAGUUACCGAGAUGAAUUUCCAACAAAAGUCCUUCUAAAUGCUCUUGUUCUCCCAUACAGAUCAGGAGAAGUCGUCAUUCAGAAUUAUAAUACUGUACUUACAAUUGCAAAUUUGUAUGAUGUCUCUGAUAUGUUUGUAAUUUUUGAAAAUGAUAAUCUCCACAAAAUGAGCGAAAAUUUGCUGAAAAAUAAAAACACAGAUCUUCAUGAUUUAAAUGAUUUAAUUGCACUAAAGAUUGGAUCAUUAUUUCAACCCAUGGAAAGGUCAGAGCAAAGCAGAAUUCAUGAUAUUAUUUGCCAUUUGAUUCCACAUCCUGAAUACAAAGUGGUCACCAUUAAGUCAGCCCCACACUAUCCUAAGGAAUCAGGUGUGUAUGAAGCCAGUCUUGACUGGAAAGCACUGGUGACACAUAUGAAACAGACACUUCGUGUGAGUUACCUUGAAAAGGAGCCUGUCUUUGACUGGGAGACAAAAUUACCACGACCAACACAAAAUUUGCAACAUUCCUUAAUGCAGUACAGCCCUUGUAUCAGUAACUUCCUUGUGACACGGGGCAAAUGUGAAUCUGAUAUGAAGUAUUCUCUUGCGUUACCUUUAGAUGACAACGAUCUGUACCCACAGUGGAUACCCAAAGGUUCAAGAUGUCUUCAUGUGCACCAGGAUGGAAGAUUCAUGGAUAUGGAUAAGUUUAUUUCUUUAGCCACAAAUAAUAGUUUGGUUCGUUAUUCCUUGAGUAAUAUUGUUGAGAAAGCUUGGAAGACUUAUGUUCAUAAGGCUCAUUUACAUCAGUACAGGAAGUUUGGUGUUGGCGAGGAAGAUUUUUUAGAAUCUUUUGCAAAAAUGGAAAGUGUGAUUAAAUCAUAUGAAGAACUGAAGUAA
Messenger RNA from Cryptotermes secundus, 1332 nucleotides. Its product is annotated as tubulin delta chain. The record is from RefSeq and is a predicted model, not a curated record. Gene Ontology annotation, biological process: mitotic cell cycle; microtubule cytoskeleton organization. The transcript has a single exon. Gene Ontology annotation, cellular component: cytoplasm; microtubule. Lineage: Eukaryota; Metazoa; Arthropoda; Insecta; Blattodea; Kalotermitidae. Bases 1 to 1332 code for a protein of 443 amino acids. Gene Ontology annotation, molecular function: GTP binding; structural constituent of cytoskeleton.